CUAUACCUGUAAUAAAAGGGAAGUGAAAGACCAGUGCAUUUAGGGAUGUUUCAUUUAUUUCAAAAUAGGACACAUCCCUCACAACUGCAGAAAUAAAUUAGUGAGGGGUUAGUUUGAUAUUUCUCAAUUUAGACCUGUUACAAUGACAUUUACACCAGUUGAUGAAUUCACCAAAGACCUGGGUUAAAAAACAUCCCAUAGACAUUAUUUAAUAAUCACAGCAGUCAGAACCUUCCUCAGUCUGAGGGCCCUGCUUAAGAUGAGGGUCCAUUUGGGGCCACGGCUGAGCCUUGUGGGUUCAGUCCCUGAGUUAAUCCCUCCAUGAUCAUUAAUCCAUUAAAAUUGGAUUAUAAAUAAAUGUCGGUCAGAGCUGUUUGAAGCAGGGUAUUUGCAUAAUCACACUCCUCAACUAGGAUCAUUUUCAACCAUGUUAAGUCAGAUAAAGUACAAGCACCCCAAAAAGUGCAGUACUCGAGUACAUUUACUCAAAUCUCAAAACGUGAUUACUUUCCGGUUUUUGACAGCCACGCUACUAUUAUAGCUUUUAACGUCAUAGAGUAAUAUGUACUCCAACAAAGUACGAGUAAUAUGAAGAUUAGCCUAGCCUAGCCUAGCCUAGCCUGGUGUGGCCUGACGUUAGCGUUCGCUCGGCGGGGAGGAGCCGUCUCCCCACAGAGCGCAGGCGACCACGGGAAGUCCAGCUGGCGCUCAGUGCGGAUGAAGGCGCUCCGGAGUCGACUGAUGGCCCAGAGGCGACGGGGAAAGUAACGUCCUCGGUCACGCACCCGUAUUCAAGCCUCCGGCGAACGCGCAGACACGCUUGUAAAACUUCCGCACACGGCGCGGCGGCAGCGACGACGCGGGGCCGAAAUUAAGGACUCACUAUGUCUGAUGGGGAGUAUGAUUACCUCAUCAAGUUCCUCGCUCUUGGGGACUCUGGCGUGGGAAAAACGAGCUUCCUCUACCAAUACACAGAUGGAAAGUUUAACUCCAAGUUCAUCACUACAGUUGGAAUAGACUUCAGAGAAAAACGACUGGUUUAUAAAUCAACGGGUCCAGAUGGAUCUUCAGGUAAAGGACAGAAGAUCCACAUGCAGCUGUGGGACACAGCAGGACAGGAGAGGUUCCGAAGCUUGACCACAGCGUUCUUUAGAGAUGCGAUGGGCUUCCUCCUCCUGUUCGACCUCUCAAAUGAACAAAGCUUCCUCAACGUCAGAAACUGGAUGAGUCAGUUACAGAUGCAUGCGUACUGUGAAAAACCAGACAUUGUUCUGUGUGGCAACAAAUGUGACCUGACGGAUCAGAGAGUCGUAAGCGAAGAACAGGCACGGGAGCUGGCACAGAAAUACGAAAUCUCAUACUUUGAGACAAGUGCUGCAAACGGGCAGAACGUCAGCCAGGCUGUGGAUGUCCUGCUGGAUCUCAUCAUGAAGAGAAUGGAGCAAUGCGUCGACAAGUCCUGGAUCCCUGAUGGGACCGUCCGAGCCAACGGACCCACCAACCCGGACAUCUCAGAAAGCUCAGACAGGAACAAAUGUGCCUGUUAGAAUGAAGAUCACAGCUAGUUAUUUUAGUUAAAUAGCAGCACAUUAUAGUUCUAUAUUUCAAUGGAGUAUAUAUAUUUAAUAUUUUCUGUGUAAAGCACAACAUUAACUCUUUUAUUGACUGCUGUAUUAUUGGUCAGCACAAAGCCAAGUGCCUUUUGAAUAUGGACAUUUCCCUUAGAGAUAAAAUCUUGCUUCCGAAGUAGUUAAUUAAUGCUGAUGAUUGUGGCUAUUUAUAUAAUUAAUUUGUUUCCAACUUUGAUUUUCAGUUAUAAAAGCUGAUCAUAUUUUCAGAUAUUCACUUUAUGCUUUUGUUGCAGUACCUUGCUGCUGUGCCAAGUAAGUUAGAAAGUUUAGGUAAGCGUAGAUUCACACUGCAAGUAUCACCUUUCUGUGUAGCCAGAUAAAUGUUAUGAUUGUACUCUAAGGAAACUCGAGGUAAUAAGUUUUGUACUUCUCAUCUUCUGAUCUACUCAGUGUGCACCUGAAUACUGAAAUCUGAGCAGUGCCACACGCAGAAAACACAGCUUGCAUCAGCAUCAGGACAGUAUUUACAAGAAAUGUAUAUGCAAAUGCAUAAGAUUAAUGAACAUUGUAUUACUGAUCUAGUCUACAUAACAUAGUUUAUACUAUAGCUGUUGCAAACAAUCUCACAAGAUGAUGUUGUGCUGAGUUCCUUUCCAGUGUCCAGUGUCAGAUCUGUUGUAGUCAUGCAUCACUGUGAUGAACCAAAACAAACUUAAGCAGAAACUUUAUUUCACACAGCAAAUGCAACAGUUUAAUAAGUGUGGCUGUUGAUGUCAUGAGUUAACAUUUACUUAAUCAAAUCAAAUCCUUUAUUGCUGUAUAUUUAAAAGAGCUGCUGGAUGACUGUGCUGUUGCUGAAAUGCCAACUUCUCAAUAUACAGUUUGGUACAGGUAUCACUGUAUCAAUAAUGAAUAGAUAAUAUACAGUAAAUUGUUACAUUUUAUAGAUAACAGUUAUAUUUUUCAAAUAGAGUGUUUACACUUGUUUAAACACUGGAUUACCACAAUAAGAUAAGGUUUGUUGCCAAAUGGCUUUGCAUGUAUUUCUACAUUACUUUGCUUUUUCCUGUAUAAAUACAAUAAAUGUGAUGUUUCAGUAAAAACACAA
Betta splendens (Siamese fighting fish) is the source of this 2679-nucleotide messenger RNA. RefSeq names its product RAB27A, member RAS oncogene family (gene rab27a). Bases 885 to 1547 code for a protein of 220 amino acids. Gene Ontology annotation, molecular function: GTPase activity; GTP binding. NCBI's taxonomy places the organism in Eukaryota, Metazoa, Chordata, Actinopteri, Anabantiformes, Osphronemidae. The transcript is spliced from 6 exons. Gene Ontology annotation, biological process: melanosome transport; positive regulation of exocytosis. The record is from RefSeq and is a predicted model, not a curated record. Gene Ontology annotation, cellular component: secretory granule; melanosome.